Fundulus heteroclitus (mummichog) is the source of this 4600-nucleotide messenger RNA. RefSeq lists its product as uncharacterized. Gene Ontology annotation, biological process: chloride transmembrane transport; cell volume homeostasis; potassium ion import across plasma membrane. Bases 345 to 3218 code for a protein of 957 amino acids. NCBI's taxonomy places the organism in Eukaryota, Metazoa, Chordata, Actinopteri, Cyprinodontiformes, Fundulidae. The record is from RefSeq and is a predicted model, not a curated record. The transcript is spliced from 13 exons. Gene Ontology annotation, molecular function: potassium:chloride symporter activity. Gene Ontology annotation, cellular component: membrane.
CGCAUAAUCAGAGAAAUAACACCGAACCACAAUGGCCACAUGCAUCUAGCCUGCCGGGGAUUUUAUUUAACGCAUUAUUGAGAAGCGAUGGCAGCGCGUUCAUCAGUGUGUAGGGUAGACACGUAGUUUUUUUUUUGUUUUUUUUUUUACUUGUUUAUGACCGGUGCAUUUGUCUGGUUUGCUAUGUAGUUACACAAGUUACGUCUGAAGUGGCUGACAAAUCAAGGCGCGUCACUUCUACAUCACCCCAAGCAUUUAUUUGCAAACUCUGAGGUGUCCUGACAAAAAUACACCGACUUUUCUUUAGACUCAGUUUUUUUUAAAGCUUUGGUUUUUUGUUCACCAUGACGGAGCGGACUCCUCUCCUGAACUACCGCCUCCUCUCCAGCGUCAAUGAGUCCGAGCCGCGGGGUGCUGCGGCCAGCCAGGCCCCGGAGCAGCUGCCGGACAGCCCGCGGCGCAGGUCGUCCCCGCAGCAGCAGCCCAAGAAGCUGUCGGUGUUCUUCGGGGUGGUCGUCCCCACCCUGCUGUCCAUGUUCAGCGUGGUGCUCUUCCUCAGGAUAGGGUUUGUGGUGGGACACGCUGGAUUGUACCAAAGCAUCGUCAUGUUUCUGGUGGCCUACUUCAUUAUCUCCAUGACCGUGCUGUCGGUGUGCGCCAUCUCCACCAAUGGAGCGCUGGAUGCCGGGGGAGCCUAUUACAUGAUCAGCCGAGCACUGGGUCCGGAGUUCGGUGGCAGCAUCGGCCUCAUGUUCUUCCUGGCUAACGUGUGUGGCAGCGCCCUCUAUGUGCUGGGUCUGGUUGAAGCCAUUGUGAGCACUUUUGGAAUACCAGAAGAUCCAAACGUGGUUCCCAGUGCACACCAGGUUCUACCGUCAGGUUACUGGUGGUCCCUGCUGUACGCCACCGGGGUCGCCUUGGUGUGCCUCCUGGUGUGCCUGGUGGGGGCCCACAUCUACGCCAAGGCUACUUUCAUCAUCUUCCUGGUGGUCAUCUUCGUCCUGAUCAUGAUCUUCAUAAGCUUCUUUGUUGUGGGGCCUAAACCGAUCACGUUGCCGAGCCCCAGUUCCUCCAACCCGCCCAACGGAACGGGCCCUGUGCUUCCCACCACAGCCAAUUUUACCGGAUUUAAGCUGGAAACGCUGCUGGGAAAUCUGUAUGCUGGCUACACCUCAGACUACACCACGGGGAAGAUGAUGUCCUUCGCCACUGUGUUCGCUGUGAUGUUCAACGGCUGCACCGGCAUCAUGGCGGGCUCCAAUAUGUCAGGUGACCUGAAGAACCCCAGCUACUCCAUCCCCCGUGGCACCGUCACCGCUGUCAUCUUCACCUUCAUCAUCUACAAUCUGCUGAGCCUUCUGGUGGCCUGCUCCUGCGACCGUGUUCUUCUUCAGAGGGAUUACAGUUUCCUGAGGGCCAUCAACAUCUGGGAUCCCUUCGUCAUCAUCGGGGUUUAUUCCUCUACGCUCUCUGCCGCAAUGAGCAAUCUCAUCGGGGCCUCUCGCAUCCUGUACGCCCUGGCGAGGGAUGACUUAUUCGGUAAGGUGCUGUCUCUAGCUAAGAGGACUUCCCGCAGCGGCAACCCCUGGGUCUCUGUGCUCAUGUCCUGGUUCUUGGUGCAGCUGGUGCUGUUUUCAGGAAAGCUCAACACCAUCGCCAGCAUUGUGACCAUUUUCUUCCUGCUGGUUUAUGCCGCGGUGGACUUGGCUUGCCUCGCCCUGGAAUGGGCCUCUGCACCUAAUUUCAGGCCCACGUUCCGUUACUUCACCUGGCAUACAUGCGUGCUGGGCAUCAUCGGUUGUGCCAUCAUGAUGUUUCUCAUCAACGCCAUCUACGCCUCAGCUAGCAUUGCCUUCAUGCUGCUCCUCCUCCUGCUGAUUCACUACCUCAGCCCCACGUCCAGCUGGGGAUACAUCAGCCAGGCUCUCAUUUUCCACCAGGUGCGUAAAUAUCUUCUGAUGCUGGACGUCAGGAAGGACCACAUUAAGUUCUGGAGACCUCAGAUCCUACUGAUGGUUUCCAACCCUCGCAGCAGUGUGGGCCUCAUUACCUUCAUCAAUGACAUCAAGAAGAGCGGCCUCUACGUGCUGGGACAUGUCCAGCUGGGAGACCUCAGCACUUUACCGUCUGACCCCUUGCAGGCUCAGUAUGACUCCUGGCUGUCCCUGGUGGACCAUCUGAACAUCAAAGCCUUUGUCAACCUGACAUUGGCAGAUUCCGUACGUCAUGGUGUCCAGCAUCUCCUCUUCAUCUCAGGACUUGGUGGGAUGCGACCCAACACCUUGGUUCUCGGUUUCUAUGACGACUGCCUUCCAAAAGAUAAGCUGAUUGAAUCUCCCCUGUUUUCCACCGAGUCCGUGGAGCCCUUCAGUCCUUCUGGGGAUGUCGAUCAGCCUCCCAUGUAUCACUUUGCCUCCCUGCGAGGGUCCAGUGACAGGCACGAUUAUGGUGAAUUUGGGGAUGGGAAGGUUUUAGGCCCCCAGGAAUAUGUUUCUGUUAUUUCUGAUGCGAUGAAGAUGCUCAAGAAUGUGAUACUCGCUCGAUACUUCAAUGACUUCGACAGAGCUCAGGUCCUUUCGUCACCCUCCCCCCUCGCCAAGGGAGACGUGUUCGUUGAUGUCUGGCCAAUAAACCUCCUGCGCCCGGACAGCUGCAGCUACGUCGACACCUGCUCCCUGUUCCUGCUGCAGCUAGCGUGCAUCCUCAACAUGGUGAAAGCCUGGCGCAAAGCUACGCUGCGACUCUUCCUGUGCGUGGAGGAGGGGCAAAGCGUCAGGGGCUCAGAGGCCAAGCUCGGCCAGCUCCUUAAAGAUUUGAGAAUUAAAGCUCAGGUGUACCCCGUACCGUGGGACCAGGUGGUGGGGUUACACUGGCAGCGGCAGGGUGGAUUCAGCAAGAACCAGAAGUCCCUGUCUCCAGACUCCACCACCGAUGAGAUGGAGGCGAGACCCAUGGAGGAGGAGAGCGAAGACGAUUACGUCAACAGCUUCCCAAGCAAUGCCACGCGCGUCUCCGAUGACUACCUGACAGCCGUCAAUAAGCUGAUCCUUGACCAGGCCAGCCAGCCGCCUGCCGUGCGUUUCCUGUACCUGCCCCGCCCCCCAGCCGACACCCGCCGGUACGCUACUUACCUACACCAGCUGGAUCUGCUUACUCAGGAUUUAGGACCCACUCUCCUCAUCCACGGAGUCACGCCUGUCAUCACCACUGACCUGUGAGCUCGCCUCUCCUCUUCCUCACACGUUCAGCGAAGCGUGCCUUACACUCUGACAGCGAGCGAAGUCUCCAGCGUCCCCAUUAAAGGUGUGGACGGCAGCUCAGCAUUGACCUCUCCAUUAUCACUGCUAGCUCGCUGACACCACCUUCCCUGCCUUAUACAAUGUUCCUAGUUUUUAACUCUUUCCUUUUUAUAUGUCUUCUAACUUCCAAAUAACUUUGCGGACAUUUACCAAACACCAGGAGGCACACCUGGGCAAAGCUCACUGUAGUUUUAAGCUCAGUGUUGAAUCCGAUGUGAUUCUUCUUAAUGACCUUUCCACAUGUGCUCAAAUCAAAAAGUGCCUCUAAUAGUUAUGGAACAUAAUUUAAACAACAUUGAUGCUUAAAGCAAUCGUUUCCUUUUCCUUUUAGGAGUUCAGAACAAAGAUAAAUCAUAGCAGAGAUGCUUCUACAAUGUGUUCUCUGACUCUUUUAUUCCCAAAUGAUUUUAUGUAUAAUCUCAGGACGACAUUCCUUUUUAUCCAAAUGCACUUUUUGUCCUGCCACGUCUGCCGAAAUGCACAACGUGCAGAUAAAGAACAAAAAAGACUAACGUUUCCCUGCUCCAGUGACUGAGACUAACUUUUUCCAUUUGUUUUUAUUAUCUCCUACAAUCUCGUCACUUUUGGUUUCCUCUCAGUGGCCGUGCUGGUUGACCGGCUUUGUGCUAAAUUGCCCGGAUGAAUUUAAAUAUCUGCUCAUCUCUGCUGCGAAACUCAUUAGCUAAAGUGCUUGUAACAUUAAAACAUGUUUCUGUAAAUUCUGCUCAACUGUGUGGACAAAAUUGGAGUUAUUGGAACGUAUGUAAGGGCAAAAGCGUAGAACUGUAUGCAGUCUCGGCGUCGGCUUUUAACAGUGAACAACCCAGCGUACUGUGAUAAAUGCUUCCUUUGUUAUGCACUCCGUACCCUCUGGAACAAACUCAAGGGUUUAAUAAACUUUAGCCUUUAAAUGUCAGAAAUCAGAUGAACUCCACAAAGACUUCAGAUCAUCUGAGGGCAGACUUUUUGCUUUAAAGGAAACCUGGUGCUCUGAUUUCACUCUAAACAUUGUUUGUAUCUGGACUCUUUCCAAAUGGAUUUCCUUCUGAUCUUUUUACAUUGACUAUUUUUUUUUUUUUACUGAUACAAUUUUGUUUGGACACUACACUCCUUAAACCACUCGCACUACAUUUCUUCAUGUGUUUGUCUGGGAUUUCUGUUCUCCCCUCUACAGGAAAACAACAAAUUCUGUUGGACAUGGUUUACUGAAGGAAUUAGUAUUUGUAUUACUGUUGAAUUAUGUCCAAACUUUUCAAGACGUUGACUGUAAUGACACAAAAAAAUAAACAUCUUUAUCAGUU